Scaptodrosophila lebanonensis is the source of this 1993-nucleotide messenger RNA. RefSeq names its product 4-hydroxybutyrate coenzyme A transferase. Gene Ontology annotation, biological process: acetate metabolic process. Gene Ontology annotation, cellular component: mitochondrion. The record is from RefSeq and is a predicted model, not a curated record. Bases 254 to 1681 code for a protein of 475 amino acids. NCBI's taxonomy places the organism in Eukaryota, Metazoa, Arthropoda, Insecta, Diptera, Drosophilidae. Gene Ontology annotation, molecular function: acetate CoA-transferase activity. The transcript is spliced from 5 exons.
CCGCGCUGCGCCAAAAAGCUUGAGGUUGGCUUUUUGAGCAAAGCUUUUCAUCGCGGUGGCGACCAACAACCAGCCCCACUAGGUAGUCGCAAGUGCAUUGCUGGAGCGAACGGCCGGAAUUCUGACAGCAACAUCCACACACAAACAGGCGGUUAAUAGUAGCUUCAAGAAAGCAAUAAAGAACUGACAAAUCUUAAACGUAAAGUGCCUAUAUUGCCGUCUGUGUGUGCGUGUGUACGUGUAAACUGCAAACAUGAGUAAACAACUGGCGCGUCGCGUGGGCCAAGCCAACAAAUUCCUGAAGGUGGCCUCAGCGAAUGCGGCUGCCACCCACAACAACUAUUUCACCUAUGUGCGUGAAUUGUCGCAUCCGAUUGACCGCGAGCCCCCGAUAGUGCCGGUCGAGGAGGCGGUCUCUUGUAUCAAAUCUGGAGACACUGUGUUCGCUGGAGGCGCAGCCGCCACACCUGUGGCCCUCCUCAAUGCCAUGACCCUGCACGGCAAAUGCAAUAACCUGAAGGACAUCACUGUCUGCCACAUGCACACCGAGGGUCCGGCUGAGUACUGCAAGCCAGAAUAUUCAGAUAUUUUCCGCACGAACUCAUUCUUCAUGGGCGGCAAUGUGCGCAAGGCGGUGGCUGACGGUCGUGGCGACAAUAUGCACAUCUUCUUGCACGAAAUCCCCCAGCUCUUCUACAAGAAGAUAGUUGAACCCGAUGUGGCGUUGAUCCAUGUGUCGCCACCAGACAAUCAUGGUUUCUGCUCACUGGGCACCAGUGUUGACUGCGUCCGUGCUGCUCUGCUGCACUCCAAGAAGAUUGUCGCUCAAAUCAAUCCCAAAAUGCCGCGCACAUUUGGCGAUGCCAUCAUUCACAAGUCGCACUUCGACUUCGCUAUUGAGACCAACGACGAUUUGCCCCAGCAUGGCACGGGAAAGCUGUCCGAAGUUGAGCAGAAGAUUGGCAAGAAUAUUGCCGAGAAUCUGGUGAAGGAUGGCGCUACGCUUCAGAUGGGCAUUGGCAGCAUCCCCGAUGCUGUACUGGCUGCUCUGCACAAUCAUAAGGAUCUCGGCAUUCACUCCGAGAUGUUUGCCAACGGUGUCGUGGAACUCGUCAAGAAGGGUUGCGUCACCAACAGCCGGAAGAAGAUGCAUCAGGGUCGCAUUGUUGGCUCCUUCCUGAUUGGCGAUCAGGCGCUCUAUGACUUUGUCAACAACAAUCCCUUUAUCGAGAUGUACGCCAUUGAUUAUGUGAACAAUACCAGCAUUGUGAAGCAACAGCCCCAAAUGACAGCCAUCAAUAGCUGCAUCGAGGUUGACCUAACCGGUCAGGUGUGCUCCGACUCCAUUGGUACGCGCUUCUUCUCUGGCUUCGGCGGCCAAGUUGAUUUCAUUCGCGGCGCUGCCGAAGGUCUUGACGGCAAAGGAGUGCCCAUCAUUGCCAUGCCCUCGACCACCAAGAAUGGCGAGAGCAAAAUAGUGCCUGUCCUAAAGCCCGGCGCCGGAGUUGUCACCUCUCGUGCCCACGUCCAUUACGUCGUCACCGAGCACGGAAUUGCCUCGUUGUUCGGCAAGAAUGUGCGCCAGCGUAUGCAUGCGCUGAUCCAGAUUGCGGCUCCCGAACAUCGUGAGGCAUUGGAGAAGGCGUGCCAUGAACGCCUGAAGGUCAAGCCCUCGCCCUAAGCAACCAAUACCGAGAAGGACACCUAUAAUCUUCAAACUCACACACACCAGGCAACGGCGGCAUCUUAAGAACUGGUAGUCGGCAAACCAAUUUCAGUGCAGCAAGAAGAAGCAGACCUUUAAAGCAGCAUUCCCGGAAUUGUUUGCCAACUAAUUUGAUAGAACUGCGAUUAUGAUUAUAUCCUUUAGAUUUAACACGGCGAAUCAACAAAUUAUUGCUAAAUAAAACCAAAUUGUGAAAAUAAUGAAUAGAACGUUAAACCAGAAUCCAACUAAAAUAAACCAUGUUGUACCAAUGCUAUGGUAACUACA